This is a messenger RNA of Thamnophis elegans (Western terrestrial garter snake), 4592 nucleotides long. RefSeq names its product cytochrome b561 domain-containing protein 2. Gene Ontology annotation, cellular component: endoplasmic reticulum. NCBI's taxonomy places the organism in Eukaryota, Metazoa, Chordata, Lepidosauria, Squamata, Natricidae. The transcript is spliced from 4 exons. Gene Ontology annotation, molecular function: transmembrane monodehydroascorbate reductase activity. Bases 275 to 943 code for a protein of 222 amino acids. The record is from RefSeq and is a predicted model, not a curated record.
AAGCUGGGUGGACUUGCCCAAUCAAAAGGCAUCAGAUACUUCCUCGGCUUCCACCGGAGUUGAUGCUCCUUUGCGAUGCUGCUGUUCUCGACGGAGGAUAAUUGACAGAAGCAUGAGAAACCUGAAGCAGAUUUUUUUUGUUUAAAGACAGUAGUGCUUGAAUUUUCCCUCACUUUGAUAUUCUGGAACACUUGAUAGGUCUUGCAUGUAAACACAGAAGAUCAAUAAUUAGUGGACAGUGGAAGGCCAACGUCUUAUUCAGAUUCCAGAAGACAUGGCUCUGACAGUUGAAACCGAAUCUCGGAUUUACCACUCUCUCAGGACUGUCUUUGGUGCAACCGCACACCUGGUUUCUCUUGGAUUCACCAUUGUUAUGGUGGUACUCACCAGACCUGGAUCAAGUUUGUUCUCCUGGCAUCCUUUCUUAAUGUCUCUUGCGUUUUCCUUCCUGAUGACAGAGGCCCUGCUGACUUUCUCUCCAGAGAGCUCCCUCCUCCGGUCCUUCUCCCGCAAGGCCAAGGUCCGCUUCCAUUGGGCUUUACAGCUGCUUGCUCUCAUCUGUGCAUUGCUGGGAUUGGCCAUUAUCAGCUAUAACAAGUACCUCAAUGGGAAAGAGCACUUUGUCACCUGGCACGGCCAGACUGGCUUGCUGACAGUGGUAUAUGCUAGCCUGCAGUGCAUGGGUGGGCUCGCCCUGCUCUAUCCCAAACUGAUGAAGAACUGGACCCUUACUAAACUGAAACUGUACCAUGCCACAUCAGGGCUGAUUGGGUAUCUUCUUGGUUGUGCCAGCUUGAUGCUGGGCAUGUGUUCCCUGUGGUUUUCCACAACUGUGACUGGAAUCUCCUGGUAUCUAAUUGUGCUGUGCCCUAUUCUCACCAGUUUGGUUAUCAUGAACCAAGUGAGCAAUGCUUAUCUCUACCGUAAAAGAAUCCAGCCUUGAAAACAGUCUUAAAACAAGACAUCUGUGUGGGAUCCCAGAGGCAUUUCUGCAUUAUCUGGAAGGAAUCCAUAGCUAUAUACAGGAGUACUGGAACUCAAGAAUCUCUUUCUACCUGCCUCUAACUUUGUAUGGAUUUUUUUAAAAUUGCUUCAAUUUUUCCAUAGCAGAGAUCCCUAUGCUGUUGAACAAAGUUUCUUGCAAUCCCAUUGCUAGAACUAUAAUAAUUAUUAGUAUUGUAUAAGAACCCAACUUUUCUCUACUGGUACUCCUUCACCCCUGAAUGAAAUCAGUGGUUUAAAUUAUUCUUGAUUGGCCAGGUGCAUCUAUGAUUGUAAAUCUAACUUGCUGUAACUUCUCUUCGAGAUUAGUGCUCAGUUCUAAGGCAUGGGCAUUUUUAAACUUCCUCUUUGAAAGGAUGGCUUUUAUUCAAUGUACUCAGUUUUUGUUUGCAUUGAUGGUCAAUUCUUCCUCUUUUUUUUAAAGUCACAUGCUAUGUGAGGGUACAGCAUAUCCAGCUAUAUUAGCUAAAUCGUAUGUGCUGAUCAAGGGCUAAUAAUAUAUUUUACAUUUUUAAAAAAAAUAGAAUUGUUUUGUGCAGAUGGAAAAUGUGAAGAAAAAAACUUCAGAAAAUGAAUAUUCCUUUACCUGUUGUUUUUCUUACUCAAGCCUAUCAGUCCUGCUCCCAAAUACUGUCAUCUCCUGAAGGAGUUCAAAUGCAUGUUAACCUGUAAGAUAGAGACAGCUCUUCAGCAUAAAAGGUAUCACUUAAAAUCAACGUCCCCCUAUUCCCUAGAUACAUUGGGAUUAUUGUAACUCUAUUCCCAACCAAUAUUCUGACUUUCUGCUCUGCAAUUAAAAGAUGCAGAGCUAUAAAAAGGCACUUUAAUUUAAAGCAGAAAACAGGAACAUACAUUCCUGGAUCCCUGCCAGAAUUUUAAUUAUAGUCAACCAUUUCAUGUUAUUAGCCCUGGUUUAAUGGCAUAAUAGGAAGGUUAGCAGAGCAUAACAGUGAGGUGCUUACUUUGAUAACCCUUUAAUAAGUUUUCAAAAGAUGUGUCCCGUGAAAGCAUAUGGUAUCCUUAUCCAGGAGCAAGUAACCCAUGAGAACCUAGAUUAUUCUUGAAGUGGCCAUGUACAUCUAUAAUUAUAAAUUGUAGUGCCACUAGAAUUUUAUAGACAAAAGAUGUAACCAGGAAGAUUUAACUUCCAACUUUAAUAUUUUAAGUUGUGUGGACUUCAGCUCCCAGAAUACAUCAGCUGAGAAUGCUGGCUAGAACAUUCUGGGACUCAAAUCCCCACAUCUUAAAAUGGCUAGGGUUGGAAACACCAGUCUAAUGGCAAGGAAAUAAGCACAAACUAUUUUUAGAAAGAUGAGAAAAUGCAGGGUAAAGAAUACUAUUUUAUCCCUAUUAUUAUAAAAAAAAUGUUGAAGCCACCCAGAGUUUUGAAUGACUUUCACAAUGCACAUUUGAUUAUCUGUCUUUCCCUACCAAUAGUUAAUAGGGAGUAUCUAAUUUCUCUUCUCUUGCUUGGCAGCUCCUGUCUUGUAAUCUCUCGUAUUUCUUCUCUAACCUUCUUUCAACUUACCUUGUUUUUCCUUGUUAUGUACUAUUAUAAAGGCUGAAUGCUGAUUCUUAAAAAUACACUUAAUAGACUUAAUAAAGCUUGUAUCCCACAUAUGAAAGAGAAACAUGAAAAAUAUUCAAGGGGCUAUGAAUCCAAAGAGAUGUGAAAAAGAUUGGGAAAUAGAACUGUUUCAAUCUCUCUCAACACUUUAUAGUACAGCUUCGGAUAUGAACUUGUGUAAAAUGAGUUGAAUCUGUCUCUUGGCAGUAUGCAUUGAAUUUAGAGGUGAUUAGAUGACAGCUUUGGCAGCCAUGAAAUUUCAAAGCAUGCUGGCUAAGUUAAAGCUAAAGUACUAUAUUUUGGUUUUUGUUUUGGCUUAAAUUUAUGUUAAUUAAACCAUUAUGGCAUUUUUAUGAACCAGACCACCAUAGUUUAUUCUACAAGCCAUGGUUAAAAUUUAAAAGAAACCAAAGUUUAGCAGGAUGGAUGAACCCAUCCCAUAGCAUUAGCAUAAUGGCUAACCAAGUGUGCUGCUUCAGGUUUCUUUUUAAUUUCUUUUUAAAACAACAAAAGGCAAGAACGAGUAACUCUCCUAACUCCUGAAAUUCUUUCUCAUAUUAUAUCAUAUAGUAUCCUGUUCUCUAAAGUGGGAACUUACGGCAAAUUGAUGAUAGCUUGAUGGGAACUAUAGUCCCAAAACUCAUGAGGAAACUAGUUGAGGAUCUGUCACAAGUGAAUGAAACCUCAUUUUUUAGACUUGUAAAGGAAAAAAGGCUUAGCUUCUGCUCAUUAAAUCAGGCAAAUUAUUCUUGGUUUUGACUCAAACUUUUCAAUAUCUGAGUAGUAAGGAAUAAUAGUACUAAAUAGUUUGAUCCUGCAAUUACAGGCAGAAAGGCAUUGACAAAGAAAUCCUCUCAUUUCUCAAGACUUGGAAUUGUUUCAUAUGCACAGUUCUUUAAAAAAAGAUAUAUCAUGCAAACAGAGCUUCAGAAAAGUUCAAUGUGAUUAAAUACAUGUGCAUAAUCAGCAUUUUCAUUCAUCUUUAAUUCUUACAUUAAGGCACUUCUCAAGCAUGCUGAGGUUCUUAAAGAACUUAGAAAAAGAUUAUGCUUUUUCUGUUUGCUUUUCCGAAAUGGGGAAGAAAUCUAAAUGCUUUUGUUUUUUUAUCUUGGCUAUCCGCAACAAUUGACCUCCCAUAAUACGUUUUGUUUGUUAACAAACAUUUAGUCAAUGUUUGUUAAAACAAUUUCGGUAACUGCUUAUGUUACUUCCAGGAUCUCCUUAAAUAAAUAUAUCUUUGUAUUCUACUAUUCAGAAAGGAUAACACCUGCUUUCCAAAGUGGGAGAAAAAUAAUCACAGAAAAGCUUCUUUAAUGGGGAAAUAAUAUUGUGUCACAGAGGAACUGUUAGUACUGAUGUAUUUAAAGACACUCAUGUUGCAGUCAAUGAAACAGACUAACUUAAGUUCUGUAGUUUUCAAAGACAGAUGGCCACAGGUAACUUUAGUUACAAUGUAGGCUUUGAUUGCAUUCUCCUCCCGUCCUAUUUUUAAAUUUAAUUCAGUUUUCUUUUGCAAAGGCAAGAAUAAAGAUUAAUGAUCUUGUUAAGAUAUUUACCACAUGGCAUUGUGUAAUGAGUAUGAGAUAUGCUCUUUUCAAGCAGCACCUAAAUGCCUGCAUUUCCAGUGGUUUAUAGUUUAGGUAUCUGUAGUUGCUACUUGUGUUCCAACAUAUAUUUUGCCAUACAGUAUUAUAAUUAAAAAAACAUACACUAGGCUUAAAAAGUUUGUAUUUGCACUGAAGAAGGCAUAGGGAAGAUUAAUCGUCUCAUAGAUACCAAAAUGAACAGUUUAUAACUGGUUCUAAUGCUACUUUUUUGCCCAGUGUUUACUCAUUAAACCAGUCAAGUAAUGACUGCUACCUUGGUAAGAGGGAACAGAGGUAAUAUUUGUUAUCUGAAAACAUCAAAAACAAAAUAUAUGCCACCAAACUGUGUAGCAAAUGAACCUACCACUGAAACUUGGGAGUGGGGAAAAGAAGCUUGUAAUUAUCAGCGCUGAAAUAAAGAUUUUUUUAAAAAUGCA